CCCCCGGCGAUUCUCUCAAAUCCAAAGAAAGGCUCCUCCGCAUCUUCCUCCUCCGAUCGCCGUCGCCGUCGAGUUCCGAUCGCCGCCGCCGCCGCCGCCGCCGCCGCCGCCGCCAUGUCGGACGAGGAGCACCACUUCGAGUCCAAGGCCGACGCCGGCGCGUCCAAGACCUACCCCCAGCAGGCCGGCGCCAUCCGCAAGAACGGCUACAUCGUCAUCAAGAACCGCCCCUGCAAGGUUGUUGAAGUUUCCACUUCCAAGACCGGAAAGCACGGUCAUGCCAAGUGCCACUUCGUUGGGAUUGAUAUCUUCAACAACAAGAAGCUUGAAGAUAUUGUUCCAUCAUCCCACAACUGUGAUGUUCCACACGUCAAUCGUACUGACUAUCAGCUGAUUGAUAUUUCUGAGGAUGGAUUUGUUAGUCUGCUGACUGAAACUGGAGGCACCAAGGAUGAUCUCAGACUCCCAACUGAUGAGACUUUGUUGGCACAGAUCAAGGAUGGCUUCGCUGAGGGUAAGGAUCUGGUGGUGACUGUUAUGUCCGCUAUGGGAGAAGAGCAGAUUUCUACUCUCAAGGAUAUCGGUCCGAAGAACUAACUUUACGAUCAGCUCAGUGUUGUAUUCGAGAUUUUUGUAAGCCCUUCCUAGCUUGCUGUCUUCAGACGUGCUGUUAUCUGUAACCGUUUUUCACCUUUUUUGUAAGUUGACUGGAGGCCGAGUUACUCUCUGGACUUCAGAAGGUCACGUGCUCUUGGUGGUAUACUCGCAUGGAAAUGGUUUCCAAUAUCUCUAAUAUGGUGCUGGUUGAUGAUCUUCGUCCAUGAUACUGCUUGCUUGGGUCAGAAUGUUUCUGGGUCAGAUGACCAAAUGGAACUGACUUUGAUGUGUGUAUCUGUGACUGGUGCUACCCUUUGCUUUCUGCAUUAUUCUCAUGAAUGAUACCGAGCUGAGGAA
This is a messenger RNA of Eucalyptus grandis, 954 nucleotides long. Its product is annotated as eukaryotic translation initiation factor 5A. Lineage: Eukaryota; Viridiplantae; Streptophyta; Magnoliopsida; Myrtales; Myrtaceae. Gene Ontology annotation, molecular function: RNA binding; translation elongation factor activity; ribosome binding. The transcript has 5 exons. The coding region runs from base 115 to 597 and encodes 160 amino acids. Gene Ontology annotation, biological process: positive regulation of translational termination; positive regulation of translational elongation. The record is from RefSeq and is a predicted model, not a curated record.